AAAUAAGAAAAAAAUUACUCCUUUCCUUAGCAGUAAUACAAUUGACUCUACUCUUUUGAGCCUAAUCAUCAGCUAAAAUUCAAUAUACAGCAAAGUAAAAAAUUACACAGAAAACAAUAGAUAACAGUGUGAUAUCUUUCUCGGAUUUGUAGCAUAAAAUCUCCAAAAGUGAAAGUAGCUGAAAAAGAAAAAGCCCAAAAGAACUGAGCACUAGAGUCCCAAUCCAACCCUCACUUCAAGGACAAUACUAAAUUACUCCUAGAUACGCAUAUCUCUAUCUACACGUCUCAGUGUAUCAAACACCAUUCAGCUGGAGCCAUGACCUCUCAUAGAGUAGUCUUCGCAUUACUUGCCCUUUUUGUUUUGGUCCUCCUCACAUCCGAUCCUUCUUCAAGUGAUGAUUCGCAUAAGGUUAACCUGUCACUCUACUAUGAAGCUCUGUGUCCAUAUUGUGCCAACUUCAUUGUCAAUAGCUUGGGGAAAACCUUUGACAAUGGACUCAUCUCCAUCAUCAAUCUCAGACUGGUCCCUUGGGGAAAUGCUUAUCUCAAAGAUAACAAAACCUGGGUUUGCCAGCACGGCCCAGAUGAGUGUCUGCUAAACACGGUGGAAGCUUGCGCAAUUAGAGUAUGGCCUGACCUGGGAGCUCAUUUCAGCUUCAGAUUCAUAAAAUGCGUCGAACGACUUCAUCUGGAGAACAAGCACAGUGAUUGGAAAUCUUGUUUUGGAAGAGAGGGGUUGAAUUCAAAACAGCUUAUCGACUGCUACAACACUGGACUUGGGUUUGAACUUGAAAGAAGCUAUGCUUAUGAAACUGCUAGUCUUAAUCCUCCUCGUAGAUUUGUCCCAUGGGUGAUUGUGGAUAAUCUGCCACUAGAAGAAGACUACCAAAAUUUUGUAGCCUAUGUCUGCAGAGCUUACAAGGGGCCUAGCACGCCUAAGGCUUGCGGAUCACCUCCAGUUGAGGUCAACUCCUCCCCCAAAGCAAAUUCUAUUGGUCAAGUUUGCUAUGCAAAUGUGGCCAAAAACCAGACAUCAAUGGCAGCAGCUCAGGGAAAACCAUAAUCACCAAAGCUUCGUCGACGAAACGGAUGAAGCCAGAAUCUUCAGCGUAUUUCAGGACCAGUUAUUUGGUCCAUCAUGCUAACUAUCAACAUGCUGAUAUAAUUUGGUCAAAAUGGCACACUGGUAAUGCUUUGAUGCUAUCUAUGUCCUAGGAAAUUAUGUAGUCACAUUGAGCGCUUUCCCAUUUGAGAGCACCUUCAUAUAAUAAAUAUAAGCAAUAUUUAUUA
Molecule: messenger RNA, 1292 nt
Organism: Rhododendron vialii
Lineage: Eukaryota; Viridiplantae; Streptophyta; Magnoliopsida; Ericales; Ericaceae
Product: gamma-interferon-responsive lysosomal thiol protein
Exons: 5
Coding region: 319-1065 (248 amino acids)
Molecular function (GO): oxidoreductase activity, acting on a sulfur group of donors, disulfide as acceptor
Source: RefSeq, a predicted model, not a curated record